UUUAUCAUGGCGAAGGAGUCGUGAUGGGUGUCCGUUAUUGAACUCAUUGAACUUGUCGUGUAUACGUUUUUUUUUUAUUUUCUUUAGGUUCACAUUGUCGCAUGUCGCUGGAAACGGACAGACCAUGUAACGAAACUCAGCCGGUACUCCGCUUCAACCGUGCUGCCAGCUUCUUCGUGAAGCGUCGUCAUGAGCUGGUUGCGAGCGAGCCUGCGUCGAAGCAGGCCACCCAUACUACGCAAUGUGGAGCCCGAGACUGUCAUCGAGGCCUUCAGGAUGCACUGGCUUCGCGCCCUCGAAGUCAUCGAGAAGUCGAGUGGUGGCACGGUCAUGCCCACUGCCGAUGACAUCACUGGUGUGCUCAACCAUUUGGACCAGAUGGUCAACUUUCUCAUUGACGAGGCCACAAGCGCUGAAGCAUCCAUACCAAAUGGAGGAAUGUCUCCAUCAUCAGUGGGGCCUAUACUGGACUACAUGCUCAUGGAAGGUGUUCUGGAUCGACUAUUCCAGUGGUCCCUGUACACUGGGGAGUUCCUUUCAAACCUCAAGUUGGAGCAACUGAGGAUAUACGAGGUUCUCGUGAGUCACUCCCAUCACGAGCUGCUGCUGCAGCAACCCUUCCUGCGGCCCCUGCUGCAUUUGCUGGCCUCGUGCACUGAUUGUGCCCCACUUGAGGUCGAGAAGCGCCUGGUGGUAUUGCUCAACACGCUCUGUGUCAGCCUCUCCCAGCAUCCGGACCUGCUGGAGGUCUUCUUCAGUGCUAGCUCCAACCAAGGGCCCGCCAGUUCGACUCUGCGAUUCCACUUUUGCACGACCGGCGAGUGUUUCGACAACUUGCCUGCUCCAAUGCUCACAGGGACUCCUACAGGGGGGUUUCUCAUCUUCUCCCUGCUGAUUCCUUUUGUUCAUCGAGAAGGUGCCAUUGGACAGCAGGCUCGAGAUGCACUACUCCUGUGCAUGGCUCUGUCACAAAAAAAUGAAAGCAUUGGUCUCUACAUUGCAGAGAACUCAAACUUCUGCCCGGUUUUGGCCACCGGUUUGAGUGGCCUCUACUCAGUGCUACCGCGAAAGCUGACCAUAGUUGCGGAUGACUGGUACCGCCUCACUCAUGAGGACAUUCAGGAGUUCCCAGAGCUCACCAUGUUCCUCAACUCCCUAGAGUUCUGCAAUGCAGUGAUUCAGGUGUCUCACGCAAUGGUCCAAGAGCAGCUUCUAGAGUACAUCUACCAGGGAUUCCUGAUACCUGUCAUGGGGCCUGCCCUGCACCAGGAUACUGCGGAUAUAGAUGUUGACACUCUUGAGGGCUGCACCAUAUUUGCGAACACACUGGAGGAAAUAGUCACUGCAACAGCAUACCUGGACCUCUUUUUGAGGACAGUCACGGAGCCCCAGCUGCUGUUGGUGUUCUUCAAGUUCCUGAUUACGGAGAGCUAUGAAAGCCACAGGAUUCUUAACACACUCAUAAACCGCAUUGGAGGACACUCUCGACUGUGCUUGGUAACAAUGGCACUUUUUCGGACGCUACUAGAUUUUAACUGCGAAGACAUCAUGUUGGAGCUCGUGCUCAAGUAUCUGGUUCCCUGCUCCCAUGUGAUGGUGAGCCAGAGGAGUCGCGUCUGUGACAUAGAUCUUUACAGCUGUGCCGCCGAAAAGUUUCUCUCCCUCAUUCCUGCUUGCUGUACUGGCAUCAGUGCCGAGGAGGCCCAGCUACCGCUCCUGCGUGAUGGCUUUCCCAUGGAGAGAGUGAUGCACGGUGGAAGCCUUCAGAUACGCAGCCGCCGCCCCCGCCGCUCUUUCUCUGGGGUCCUGGGCAGCUACGAAUCAGGAGACAUGCCACGGUCCUUCACCGCUGUGCUCAACGGCACCCAGCAGCCUCCGUCAGUGGCACAUACUGGCUAUCACUUGUACCUCGCGGACGCGCGUCAAGGGGUGCGCCUUACCAGGCGGGCAUGCUCAGGUUGGUCCUCGUCUUACGAUGAGGCAUCAUCGGUGGAUCUCAAUGGGGCCACAGUUGCUCCGGACACAAAGACAGAAGAUGCCUCUGCCGAGGAGAGCUCGGUGUCUGCGGGGGACUCAGGAAUCUUUGUAACGCGAGAAGCUGCCAAUAAGGGUGGCUUCGAAGCAUUUGGAAGCCCCAACAUCGGUCCAUUCCUGAGCAUAUUACUGACCCGGCUGGAGAUGAUGCCACAGAACAGCGUCUACAUUAACCUACAGUUGACGGCACUCAUUGCACGGCUGGCCCUGUACCCGCAGCCCUUGCUGCGAUCGUUCCUCCUGAGCCAUUCACUUGUGUUUCAGCCAAGUGUCCGGUCACUCUUUCAGGUUCUUGGCUCUCUGAAGCACAAAGUGGACAGCUACUCCUACACACUGCAUAACUUUGAUGAGCUGCUUGCAAGGGCUAGGGUCUUUUUCGCUGUCAGGGAAGAAAGGCUACUGGCAGACACACCUCACAGGCUGUAUGGUGACCAAACAGCAGUGCGUCGAAGCCAAAGCUUUGCUGCGGAGUUCUCGAGAGGGGAGUCAAAACGGAGAAGCCUAGGAAGUUUCUUUCGAAGAACUGGCCUGCCAAAGACAAACCCUGUUCUCGUUGAAACAGGUGGCGAGGAGAAAAGCUACAGGUUCAUAGCAAGGCCAUACCCGAGCGAGUUCACAGAAGAAAGUACCAGACUGGAGUCCAUCAAAACUCAGAAUGCAGUGUUGGCAGCUGUGGUGCUGGAGGAGUUCCUGAAGGAGCUCGCUGCCAUCAGCCAAGAGCACGCCAUCCAGCAGCUUGCAUCAUGACAUCACGUGGCAAGACAUACCCAUUGUCAUUGGGGUGGAUUCCUCCACAAUGAACCAGCACUGAGAUUCUUUGUAUAGUGUUUACACAAGCUCUGUUGCGUGUAUGUGCAUGCAUGCGUGCUUUCUGUACCAUACUGAUGCUAGGUCUGUAUAGAUAGAGUAUUUUAUAGCGAAGAGCCUCUUUGAUGAGUUAGCAUCUGGGUUCUGUGGUUUUUAAUUUUAAUGCUGUUUGGUGUGCAUCACAUCUUCAGAGAGCCCCCAGAAGAUCUGAAUGAGAUAAUGGCAGUGCUAGCCACUUUGGCAUUCCACUGGCAAGUCUGAAAUGUUAGGAGCCUUCUUCAUUUGGUCAGCACAGCUUUAAGAGCUUUGUUGUUCCUGCGUCCAUGGGUUGGGAAGGUGAAGAGGUCAGUGCAAAAGAUAACAGUGUAAAUACACUAUGUUGCAGGAAAGAUGCAGUGUUGUUGCAGGGAACUGCAAGCUUUAGGUCUGCUAGUGGAAGCCAUAGUGACCUGCAUAAUGGUGUAGGGGAAAAGGUGCAAUGUUGUUGACCUGUUUGUUGUCCUUCCCAACAGCGAAGUUUGCAGUUUGUGUUUCAAUGUAGCUUUGAAAACUUGUGCAGAAGUUAGCACUGCUGCUGUCCUCAGUGUUCCAGUAUCUUCUGGUUAUGUAAUACCACCAUCAUCAUUUACUGUCAGUUCUGAAGCAACGGGCAUGCACAAAUAAGUUAUAUUUUCCUGUGCAGCGUCAGAUUUCUAGUGUUGAAGACAAGGUUUACGUCGGUUUUUUUUUUCUUAUUGUUUGCUUUCAAAGCUUAGAAUACAGCUGCUUUAUUUGAGGACUCCUCUCAAGAGUUGGGUUUUACUAGCACUUCUUUAAUCAACAAACGACAUAUUACUAUUACAUCACGUAAACUGUCCAUAAUGCACUAGAAUUUCUUCCUAUAUGUCUUUACUGUCCCCCCUUCUUUCUUUUUCUCUAUGCAGUCAAUGUUUCAAGGGCCAAGAUCUCAGUAAUGUUCAAAUGUUUUAAUGUUUCAAUGUGUUGAUUGCAUGCCAAGAAUCCUUGGCCCCUUAUUUACUUUUUUAGCAGCACUGUCACACUUUGAAUUUCAGGGUUACAUCAACUGCAAAGCAUUAGAAUGCUUGUGCCAGACAAAUGAAAUAUGCGAGUAGCUGGUUAUAAAAGUGCCAGUCAUUAAGUGUAGCAAUGCUCAUAAUUUGGUGAGACAAGUGUUCAAGCUGAGCUGCAUUUUCUGAACUGAACCUACCAUUAAUGUUUUAAUGUAUAUAAAUGUAUUGUCCAAGGGCCAUGAUAAUUCCUUUCCUUUUUUCCUUAUCUGUCAUGCGAACUGGCCAAACCCAGCAUGGCAUUGGUGAAAGACAAUGAUGAAAGGUCAAAAGAAUAGAUGAAGAAAAGAAACAUUACAGAGUCUAGGCCCUGUUUGCAAGGCCACUUAUUUUACAUCAUUUCGGAACAUGGAUGUCACAAAUCAUUACCAUAAAUGCUCUUUUGCAUGUAGGCGACUGAAAAUGCAUUUGCCUUUGCUAGGCUACAGGAACUACAUAAGCUGCAUAUUCUUGCUUCUAUAAAGAAAAAAAGAGAAGGAACAGCACAUGGCAAAUAUACAAAUUCCACCGUUGCAGCUGGAUUUCAUGGUUAUGUGUAUUUGCCAGACCAUUAGGAGCAACCACUUUACAACUUAAGUUUUAGUAACUACUAGUUUAAGUUUUGGGUAAUACUGAUUACAUUUAUUUUUUCUAUUUGUGGCAAGCCUGUACCUUAACAUGUGUGUCGCUAAAUGUUGCCCUGUUCCUGCUCCAUUUUGCAAAUAAGCACCAAUUGUUUUUAAUAGGACAUGUUAUGUAAGCGAGCAACAUUGGUGUUGCAGCAUGUGACACAUUAUCACACCACAUUGGAGCUUACAUAGUUAUUUCAUUUUUAUUGGCAGGCCAGCUGAAAGAAUGAACAAAGCUGGUCUGGCAUGUCAAAUUAAAGAAGGACGUCAGCUGGAAGAGAGAAGUAUGCAAUCAGUGCAUUGUACUGGUCUAAACCUGCGAGGCUCAAACUUGGGAGAAUAGCCAAGCAGCUUGAGAAGAGACUAAGGAAUGCGGGAGGUCAUCGGUAUCAAUUGGAGAGAAAAUAGGUGUAAAUUCUGCACUCUGUUUUAUACAUGGCAGGCAACAUCGUGAAGGUUAAAAUGACUUUUCGCGCAGCCUGCAUACAUAACUAAAAAAAGUAGUGCAUGCCACAUGAAAGCCAGAAACAUAGCCAUGGUAUGUAAUUUGGCAUGAAAUCGCCUUUAUAGGUUGCAGCUACAAUUAGUAAGAAAUUAUUGUGUAAAAGACAAAAUAUAUGGCUCCCUUCAUUUUAAAAUAAGUGGAAGGACUCAUUGUUAUGACAGCUCUUUGUACAGACAACACAGUGCAUUGCUUGCAUUUACGACCAAAAUAUAGUGCAACACAUACUGGAAGUAAAUGAGUGCAAAAUGCUGUGAUUGGAUAAUUCUGAUUGUGGAAAUGUAUAACACUGUGAUUUGACAUGGCAUUAGGCACAAGGUCGCAGGUUUUAUUCUCGGUAAUGAAAUGGAAAAAUCCCUGUAUAUACUUAGAUUUAGGUGCACAUUAAAGAAUCCCACGUGUUCAAAAUUAAUCCGGAACUCUCCACUGUAAUGUCCCGUAGCCCCAGUGUUGAUUUGGGAGUGUAGUGGUCAUCACUAGGUGGUGGCUGAUGAUGAAGGAAAAGAAGUGAGGUGGCACAGAAAUAUGUGCAAGAACAACCUCAUCACAAGGUUGCAGUAAAAAUGUUCCAUGCCGGUUCUCAUCCCUGUCACAGCUACAGUACGUUAAACCACAUCAAUCAGUCAAAUCAACACACAAUUAGUUCCAUCUGCUGCACUUCUAUAACAUGACAUAGUAGUUCAGAAUAAGACACAGCAGAUUAGAAGCCAGAUCACCACGAAACAUGCAGAGUGAUACAGUUCUACAGCUGCACUACUUCAGUAGCUUGAGGACCAUUGCUUGCCAAGUUUCUAUUUGUGGCAAGCCUGUACCUUAACAUGUGUGUCGCUAAAUGUUGCCCUGUUCCUGCUCCAUUUUGCAAAUAAGCACCAAUUGUUUUUAAUAGGACAUGUGAUGUAAGCGAGCAACAUUGGUGUUGCUCGCUUUGUUGGUGUUGAAAUUAUGAUAAAGAUGUGGAGUUAGGCAGGUCACCUAAUGCAUAGAGAAGAUAACCGUUGCCUGUUAGAGUGACGGAAUUGAUGAGGAAAAGUAAGCAUGAUAAAAUGCGACAGCCUUAAGCGGAUUGAUUAGUUUAGGACAUAGGCAGGUGUAAGGUGGUUUUUGUUGAUACAGGGCAAAGGUGAUCAGAGACCUUUUGAAGGCACCAUGUUCUGAACUCAGUCAUUGAAAAGGCUAACUUAGCCACCUAUCAAUCUUCCUGUAUUUACAUUUCAGCGUGCUGUGCUGUGCACAACUGUGCCUUUAACAUUAUCACUGGAGAUGUCAGCAGACAUUGUUUCUCCAUCUUCACAAUGUUGCACAAUUCUAAAACACUGCACAUCUAAUGCAUGAAUGUGUCAUAACCACUGAAGCACUCUUACUGCUGGAUUUGCUUUGUAGUGCAUUUUACCUGUUGAAUUGCUCACUAAAGGUGUUCUGGAGUGUAGAAUAUAUUAUUGGUAAGUUCUGCUUUAAAUAAAUGACAAACAGUUGACAAUACAGUUUAAGUGGUAGCUGUUGUGGUAUAGCUGUGUUCUACUACUACUUGGGGACUUUAUUUCUCUUCUUGUAGAGAAAAGCAGUGUAGUUCAGAACUUGUACAGAGCAGCUUCUUGUGUGAAAACACAAGCAACAAGUUAUUUUGCUGUGAUGGUUGGAUGGCAGGCGUCAUUACAUAUGUUACCAUAGGAGUGCAUGAAAGUAACAGAGUAAGUCUGUAUCCUCAUGCUUGUCAUGAUCUGAGAAGUAUGGCUAGUUGGUAAAGUUCCAUACUGUGAACAGCAUGAAAGUGGCGAGGAGGGAGGGGGGGGGGAUAACAGUACACACUGUUAUAACGCUUUGCGUGUACUACAAUUUCCUGCCUUUCAGCUGCUAGCACCAUGCUGCCUUGCUGGUGUCUGCGACCACAAUAAUUGCUUUCGUAUAGGUUUUUUGUGUUGAAAGUUUUUAUCCCAUUUUGUUUUGCAGAGUGUAUGACAAAACCUUCGAUAGUCAAUCGAUGCCGGCGUCAUCUUGCCUUUGUGUCUUUCACGCUGUUCACAGUAUAACGUUGGCUACUUCUGUUUGCAAUGUCAAAGACAUGCAGAAAUCUGCUGUUUGUGCAAGCCUAUUGUACAUAGAGGUUAGAUUGCCCAUUUUCCCUCUGCAUUCCCAAAUGUUAAAGAAAUUUGUGAUAUAUUGAAAGAUGAGUUGUUAUUGAGAUAUACAAGACAAAUUCUGCAUCACUUCUCUAAGCCCUUAUUGUUCAUAUUAUGGAAGUACAGUAGUUUGAUAGUUUUUCAAUUCCUAGGAGCUAUUUAUGUACUUUGUUGGAUCAAGUUGGCUUAUCCCACUGCUGGUAGAAUUUUAUUUUUGUUUCCUCCGUGCUUUCUUAAGCUUUCUAGUGGCUCAACUUCCAGCUGUUGCCAUGAGAACAAUUGUAUAUCUUCUCUGCGCAGAGGUCAGAGGAUCCCUAAUCCUGCAAGCAGUCUAGACACAACCAGCAUUUCUUUGUGGCAGCAGGAGAACCCGAGAACUGCAGCAUGAAAUAAAAAGACCCAGUUGCUUCUAUGCUUGAUAAAUUAUCCGACUGCUUGGGCCAGGUCAUGGAGAUUAAUGUAACAAUUACAUCUGUUGUCUGUGGGAACAAUCAGUACAGCAGUUAAUCAGAAUGAUGGGUAGUGCAUGGCUCAUAGUAGAGUCAGUCUCCGCCGUCUUCAUGCGUUUGCUUAUGUUAUCCUCUUUGACGCUAGUUGCGCAGAGUCAACACACUGCAGUGAUAAACCUCUUGAAAGAAUCUUUAGCUGCUUUUAGAGUUACUCCCGGUGAGCACGUUGGAGUUUCGCCCAGAUUUAGAAACACAAAUGCAUGUACGUUGCUUUGACGUGCUGAAAACUAUGGGAUAAUCAAGCAGUUCCGAGUUUGUAAGAAUUCAGCUGAUGUGAAAAAAAUCUUCCAAUUCAAAGGAACCAUAAUUUGAACAUAACAGCCUCAAGAGAAGUCUCAACCAAGUACAAUCAAACCACUGUCCAUGAUUGAUGCCCCUUGGUGAUAAUUCAACUUCUGUGGUUCUGCCUACCUACCAAACUUGGUAAGGUAUACAAAGCAGUAUAUCCCUGUAUCCUAUUUGCAAGAGCCUUUGUUGUAAAUAGCCUUCACGAAUUUGUUGCAUUAAGUAGCCCAAGGCAAAUUUUUUUUCUUUGUGUUGUUUUCAUAAGAGCAUAUGGGAUGUGCGUGCUUGCACACAUGCUGUAAAUAUUGUGAUGCCACAGCUGUGUUUUUACCUGCUCCACCUCUUGGCUUGGACAUUUGCUAGUUGCUUUAGCAGUUUUUAGAGUUGGCCACACCAUUACCUUUCUCUGGGUGGAUUUGCACAAGGCACCAUGUGCCAAGGUUCAACAUUGGGUAUUUUGUUGCAGCAUGCGAACUGUGUAGAUAAGCUGCUCAUUCACACAUGGCUCUAAUAAAGGCAUGAGAACACCAG
Messenger RNA from Dermacentor albipictus, 8460 nucleotides. RefSeq names its product FHF complex subunit HOOK-interacting protein 1B-like. The record is from RefSeq and is a predicted model, not a curated record. NCBI's taxonomy places the organism in Eukaryota, Metazoa, Arthropoda, Arachnida, Ixodida, Ixodidae.